Messenger RNA from Bactrocera oleae (olive fruit fly), 4982 nucleotides. RefSeq names its product nose resistant to fluoxetine protein 6. The record is from RefSeq and is a predicted model, not a curated record. Lineage: Eukaryota; Metazoa; Arthropoda; Insecta; Diptera; Tephritidae. Gene Ontology annotation, molecular function: acyltransferase activity, transferring groups other than amino-acyl groups.
AAUGGUUGGGGUCAUGCGAGACGAUGGUAAUAAACGUUAAGCGUCUUUGUCUUCAGCUCCAAUAAUAACUCUGAAGGUUAGGGCCAUCAAUUGUUACCAGAAAUAAAUCACCCAAAUAUGAACAACACGUAUGCAAUGGAACUCUUCACUGACGUAUGAUUAAUACAUACAUACGAACAAUUGUAAUGAUGCUGUCUACCGAUCAUACUGUUGCGGCUUACUGCUCUUCUCCUGCUUUAUGCCAUUCCACGCUCGUGGGUAAACAAAAGACCAAGAGCGCUGCCGAAAAUCAAGCGAUCGAAAACUAAAUCGCUGAACUGCAACACGAAGCGGACAAAACGAAAAACUCAAACGCUGUCAUGUUGAGAGCUCGAAUUUCGGUGGAGCCAGCUCUGGGUCAACUGUGAGGAGCUACAAUUGAAAUGUGGUCAGUCGGUGUAUGAUUGAAUGCAGAUCGAAAUUUUUAGCUUUUUCAACGCAUGAGCUGUGGAUAGCUGCGCUUAUAUGUAAGUGCCCUACGGUGGGUCAGACGAGCAGAAGCUGUGCUGUGUGGAGCGAAGCGAACGAAUGAGCGCGUGAGCGAUCUAGGACGGUACUAGCGAGUCGGCAAGAGCCAUACAUGAGAGUAUAGAAGUAUUGGUGCCAAAGUCCAUACAUACAAAGUCGGAGUUACGGAUCUUGAAGCGGAGACCUUUUUUAAUUGUGCGCGACGCAUUGCUUACUCCCUACGCAGCGACACGGCGCCAAUGGAAGACCGAAACUUUAUAAAAGUUUGAGCGCACCGAUAGUGCGCAGCAUUUGCACGGAAUAACUGACGGCACACGGUACGCGCUCAAAGUAGCAGUCAAUGAAGAAAUAAUAAAAUUAAAAGGUAAAAAAAAGUACAAAAAAGGUUGUUGGCUUUUUGUACGUGCGAAAAGAAAAUAAAAGUGUUCGGAAUUCAGUGUGGUUGUUGUACAAAACGUACAAAAAAAUAUAAUUUUUUUUUGGUAGUGAAAGAAGUCAAAAUAUCCAAUGAAUGUGUUCAACGUUUGAAGGCCAAAAACAACAACUAAAAAGUUAUACCUAUAUAAUAACUACAAAAACAACAAAUAACAACAACAACAAUACGCCGACUCUACUUAGAGACAAACUGUUUCGUAUGCGUUAAUUUGUGGCAAAGUAAAUGGUAAUUGUAAUAACAGCAACAACAACAAUAACAGCAGCGACAAUAACAGCAAUUGUCAAAACGGCUUAACGCAACACAAGUAAAACCAUCAGCAAUGAUAAGUAAACAAAUAUUUAUUUAAAUGAGCGCACGAUGAAAUGCCCAAGCGCUGCAUUGCUUAAUCGAUAACCACGAAAAAAGUAGAAAUAAAUAAAAACUACAUAAAUAAAUUACGAACAGUGCAGGCGGACAGAGAGUCGUGUCGACGAAUGUUUGGAAAAGACCAAAAAUCCACCGGAAUUUUUCAUCAAUUGCGUUAAUAUUCGGAACUAUUGAACGCUUUUACAUAUAUACUAAUAUAUACCUGGUAUAUACAGUAAUCUUUAUAAAAUAUAUAUAUCAAAAUAUUCCGUUAUUAACGUAGAACUUUUCGGGCAAACGUCUUUUCAGUGCACAAAACGAACGCCUGCUGCCUAGUUCUUGCCAAAAGUUAAGCGGCAAACAGCUUGAGCGCCAAUGUGUGAAGAAAGCGCAAGAAACUGAAAUACUUUUGACUCCUGCGCUUUUGCAAAAAAGUGAUUUAGAAACUAUUAGUGGAGUUUUAAGCGUGAUUUAAAACUUAUAAAAUAAAUUGAAAUAUUUUAAAUUAAUUUAAAAAAAUUCUGUAAAUUCGAAAAUAAUUUAUGAAGUGCCUGUACAAAUUUCGAUUAACUUAAAUUGCUUUGAGAAAAAAACUACUGCCAAAUUUGCUGUUGGGGUAUAUUUUAACCAGCAGAAGUGGACAUACAACAUUUGGAAAUAUUUCAUUAAUAUUCCUAGACAGUGUACUAUUACAAAGAUGGUCGCCAACGCGCCGAGCUUAAAGCACAACACGUCGCAUCAAAUUUUUCUAAUCUCAACUUGUUGCAUUAUUGCCUGCUUUCCACUUUUUAUUGUUGCACAACAUAAUAAUUCCGUUUACUAUGCAAACGUCAACGAUACCAACAAUCCAACAACACCACAUAUCUACAACAACAAUAUAAAUGCCAGCGAUAAAGCAUUUCCAGAGGAUAUAGAGUUAAAUCGAUCUUUGAACUCUAGCACUUACCGUUAUGAUGAGUAUGAAGACGAAUUGGAUAUGAAUUUUCAAGAUAAAGAUUACGAGGUGUACGAAUAUCUGCGACGCACUUCGGUUAUAUUCGGCUUGGCGAGUAUGGCGAAUGGCAGUAACGUUAAUACCGUUUGCAGUCGACAUAUGAGACACAUGCAACAGGGGAUACUGCGCAAAGAGCCAUGGGCCAUGAAAGUGCUCGACGCUUCGGCAACCAAACCUUCAGGUUUCGUUUUUGGUCAAAACUUUUGGCUGGGCAGCCGUGAAGCUUGUGGCGCCGUCAAAAACCCUGUCGCCAUUACGCUCUCAAAAAACUAUCAACGUAUCAUGCAUUAUGCCAUUAUCACCGAACGUGCACCCUUCGAUGUGGAUUAUCGAGUUGUCUAUUUGCGCCAUCAUUCACCCUGGCAGGUGGAGAUCAAAAUGAUGUCGGAGGAAAUUAUUCACGUUGGACUCUGUUUACCCACCGUUUGUGAAUCGCAUGAAAUCGAAGAGUUGACACGCGCAUAUUUGGAACGUGGUCUCUUCAUUGAGAAUGACAUAUACGAUAUACGACCACAGUUGGCUUAUGUGAAAGAUCUCAAGUUGAAUAAGAGUUUCUUCGAAAAGCGCACUUUCAAAAUGAUGUCUGUAUUUUUGGCAUUCACCAGCUUAAUGCUUUUAGUUGCGGCUUUUCUGCGCGUGAAGCCAGUUGUGGAGGCGAAAAGAGAUAAGAACUCGUCGAAGGUUUCGCAAGAAAGUUCGGUUGAUGUUGCACAGCAAUUGCUGCCUACUAAAGACAGCAAGGAACCGCUGAACUCAGUUUCGGGCCCUUCUGAUUACAGCGAGCACUCGAAUUUACGUGACUAUGUGAAAUGCUUUGAUGUCUUGGACAAUUAUGAAAAAAUGUUUACGGUGAGGGAAAAUGCUAAGCGUGAGAUUCCCGUUAUAAAUGGCUUGCGUUCGGUUUGUGCGAUGUGGCUCGCGGCCUUUCAUGUAUUCUGGUACAUGUACUUCACAGUGAACAAUAAGGCCUUUUUGAUUUCGUAUGCGGAACGGAUUUUCUUUCAAUAUGUCAGCUCGGCACCGCUCUUGGUGGAUGUCUUCUUCACUAUAAGUGGUUUCCUGCAGGCCUACAACUUUAUGCGAAACACUAAACAGAUGGAAACGAUCCGUGCCAAUAAUCUUUUACAAAAUGUGAAAUACUUCUUCAAGUUGCUCUUCCAUCGUUAUCUAAGACUUGGCCCGCUAUACCUAGUGAUGAUGGGCACAGUGGACUUAUUUUUCGCCUACAUCGCCGAUGUAUCGGUUUACCAUAUUAGCGAGCGUUUCGACGAAAAAUGCACGCAAUAUUGGUGGCGCAAUUUGAUCUUUAUACAAAAUUUGUUCAAUCACAAUGACAUGUGUCUCAAUUGGACCUGGUCAUUGGCGUGUGAGAUGCAAUAUUUUGUUCUAGCGACCAUUCUACUCUUCACCUAUGCAAAAAACCCACGCUUGGUGAAAGGUUUCACUGCGGCCAUUUUAGUUGGAACCAUUGUUUGGAGUUACUCCAUUGGUUUGGAUUCUAAAUUUCAACUGUCCUUUGACUCUGUGCUUGCCACGGGCACGGAUAUCUACAUCAGUCCCUUUGUACGCAUUCUGCCAUAUGUACUAGGCGCUGUUACGGCCUGGUAUCUGCUGCAGCGACAGUCCCAAAUCGACAUCAGCGAGUUGAAGGAGAAAUGCUUUUGGAAUUUAGCCAUUUUCGUAUUCUUCUCCUGCAUCUAUUCAACCGUCAAACGUGAUAUGUCCGUAUUUUUAUCAAUUACUCUCUUCAUUGUCGGUCGUUUACUCUUCUCGCUGAGCGUUUGUUGGAUGAUAGUGGGCAGCGCAACAGGACGUGGCGUUUGGUGGUCGCGCAUUUUAGAGGCCAAAGUCUUUCAGCACAUCAAUCGGGUGACUUACGGCAUUUAUUUGCUGAAUCCCUUCAUCAUAGCUUUCUUCUUUAGCUUGACUAAUGCGAGUACUAAUGCGGAUCCGCUGAUGAUGUGCGUGGUGACAUCUGGAUUUGUUGUUAUUAUUUACUUAGCCUCAGUGGUGUUCUCGCUAGCGUUCGAAAUGCCCUACUGCAAUUGGUCCAGCUUGAUGCUUAAAGGUGGCCGCAGCAAGCCAAAACGCCUAUAACUAUGCUACUAAGUGCUGAGGUUCAAUUAUAAAUCGUGGAUUUUGUAUAUAUAUUUUUGGCUAUUUUAUAGACGGUGUUAUUGUGGAUGCUAAGAAAUCGCGGCAUAUACGAAAAUAGUGCUGUAUAUGCUUUGUUUAUUCGACUACCCUUUUGAAAUGCCUUGGUCCACUUAAUUUAGUCUUUUUUUUAAUUUCAUAUUUAAUUCAUUGUGAUCAUAAUCCAUCCAAUUGGGUAAUUAUAUAAGAUAUUGAUAUUGUACAUAUAUAUGAUAGUAUGUAAUACAUAUAGACUAUUGUAUAUAUUUAUAUGUAUGUACAUAUGUAUAUAAGCUUAAUUUACAUGACAUAGUUUUAAAAUGAUGGCUUUAAGAGCUAUAACACAUAAUCCAAAUUUGCUCUUUCCAUUAAGUGCUGCAAUUGACACACAUACAUAUUAAUGUAGUUAUACCUGUAUAUACUUGUUUUAUGAUUCGAAGCAAAAAAUGCAGUUGCAAAAUUGCGACUUUUUUUUUUAAUUAAAUUUUUGUUAAUAUUUUAUUUUAUAACCGAAAAUAUGCUUAUGUUAAGUUAACCCCAUAAAAGAAGAAUAUUUGUGGUAUGUAA